AUGUCCUCCGAAGCUACUCCAGCAUCCGCUACCACUAAUACCACCGACUCCACAACCAUCCGUCCCUCCACACCUCCCGAAAAGCGUGUAAUCCACUCUCAAAACCCCACAUCCCCACCACCAGAAACUUCAGCUGCUAAGAAAGUCAAAAUGUCGGAUGAAACUACUCCUUCUAUCUCUGCUGCUACGGAGGCACCAGCUGUUGUACCAGUAUCUGCUGGUCCAGCUUUACAUAUCAAGAAGCUGAACGAUAAGGCACGAGCCCCCACGCGAGGAUCGGCUUUCGCUGCUGGAUACGAUCUCUAUGCUUCUGAAGAUACAGUUGUGCCCAAGGGUGGGAAGGUUUUGGUCGAGACUGGGUUGAGCAUGGCUGUGCCAGAGGGAACUUACGGCAGAAUUGCUCCAAGAAGUGGACUUGCUUCUAAGAAUUUCAUUGAUACAGGAGCUGGUGUUAUCGAUGCUGAUUACCGAGGACCGGUCAAGAUUCUACUUUUCAACCACUCAGAUGUUGAUUUCGAGAUUAAGGAAGGUGAUCGAGUAGCUCAAUUGAUUCUUGAGAGGAUUUACACUCCUGAAGUCGUCGUUGUUGAGAACCUUGAGGAAUCUGUUCGUGGUGCUGGAGGAUUUGGUAGCUCUGGACGUUAA
Messenger RNA from Orbilia oligospora ATCC 24927, 645 nucleotides. RefSeq lists its product as uncharacterized. The record is from RefSeq and is a predicted model, not a curated record. Gene Ontology annotation, biological process: dUTP catabolic process; dUMP biosynthetic process. The transcript is spliced from 4 exons. Bases 1 to 645 code for a protein of 214 amino acids. Gene Ontology annotation, molecular function: dUTP diphosphatase activity; magnesium ion binding. NCBI's taxonomy places the organism in Eukaryota, Fungi, Ascomycota, Orbiliomycetes, Orbiliales, Orbiliaceae.